Messenger RNA from Dibothriocephalus latus, 495 nucleotides. NCBI's taxonomy places the organism in Eukaryota, Metazoa, Platyhelminthes, Cestoda, Diphyllobothriidea, Diphyllobothriidae. The record is from the annotation of a GenBank genome assembly.
AUGGCCAGGGCUGAACAGGUAGCUCAACAAGUCCGCAUUGAUCAGCGUAUCUUGGAGGAUGUCACGAUUCACCUGGGAAUAGUAACCUGGAUUCAUCACUACUGCACCGUACUUUCACAUGACAAUGAAUAUCAGACCCUGGAUCCGACAAGUACAAUGAACCACUCCUUGCCCGAGCGUGAUGCCUACUAUCGGACUACUACCCAGCACUUAAACAAUGAGAUGAUGCAUCCUGUGGUGAUGAGUCCGGAGGAAGGUGAAUACCAUCGAAUGCUCGUGACAAGCGCUGGCGAUAUGGAGACCAGAUUCCAGCCAAUAACCGUAUUUGCCUCACAAGGUCAACUGAAUGUUGACCAGACCAGUCCCAAAAGUCUUGACCUGGAGAAACACUUCCACAGCGAGUCAGAUGAGGGCCUGAAUCCGGUCCAGCCCUGUCCAACCUCCAAGUCCAUCAAGGCACGAACUCUCAACUUUCCCAAAGCAACCUUUGUAUGA